Messenger RNA from Salvelinus sp. IW2-2015, 6005 nucleotides. Lineage: Eukaryota; Metazoa; Chordata; Actinopteri; Salmoniformes; Salmonidae. The record is from RefSeq and is a predicted model, not a curated record.
AUGGCCUACUAUACAUGGUACCGAGGUGUUCAGUGUGAGGUGAACAUGGACGACUGUGCUCCCAAGCCUGGCUCCUGGGGGCCUCGCUGUCUGAACGGGGGCCAGUGUAUGGAUGGGGUGGGCCGCUACACCUGCUCCUGCCCCCCUGGCUUCGCUGGGGAGCACUGUGAGGGGGACGUCAAUGAGUGUCUCUCUGGACCCUGUCACUCUCCUGGCAGCCUGGACUGUGUGCAGCUGGUCAACGACUACCAGUGCCGCUGUCGCCUAGGCUACACAGGACGCCUCUGUGAGUCCAUGGUGGAUCUGUGCCAGUCUAAGCCGUGCCAUAACAGUGGCACCUGUUCCAUGAACAUGAGCUCAGUGCAUGGAUACUCAUGCACCUGUCAACCAAGUUUCACUGGCUUCAACUGUGGAGAGGUAGAGGGCUACAACUGUGCCCAGCUGCGUUGUCAGAACGGUGGGCACUGCCAGGAUUCUCAGGGUGGUCAUCUGCACUGCCGUUGCCAGCCAGGCUUCAGUGGGUCGCGCUGCGAGACCGUCCACAGCUGCCAGAACCGGCCCUGUUUGAAUGGAGGCACCUGUAUGAAGGACCCACACAACCCAUACCAGUACAGCUGUCGCUGCCCAGCCCACUUCUCAGGCAGGCACUGUGAGAAUGUCAUCUUCGACCAGUCCCCCCGCACCCCCUCCUGCCCUUAUGUAGAGUGUGAGCAGCGGUCCGGGGAUAAGGUGUGUGACCCGCAGUGYAACAACCAUGAGUGCCAGUGGGACGGAGGGGACUGUUCUCUACAUUGGCGCCGGCCAUGGGUCAACUGCACCGCCUCCGUGCCCUGCUGGGAGCUGUUCCGCAACGGCCGCUGUGACCACGAGUGUGACAACUCUGGCUGCCUCUUCGACAGCUUUGAGUGUCAAGAGAGCACAAAGUCCUACUGCAAGUAUGAUGACUACUGUGCGGACCACUAUGCCAACAAGAUCUGUGACAAGAGCUGUAACACAGAGGCAUGUGGCUGGGACGGCCUGGACUGCUCUGAGGACACCCCUGCUAAGGUGGUUGACGGCACGCUGGUGAUCGUAGUGUUACUGCAGCCUGAGGAGCUGCUGGGAGACGUGAGAGGCUUCCUGCGCUCCCUGGGAACCCUGCUGCACACCAACCUCCGUGUCAAGAUGGACGCCCAGCAGAAACUCAUGGUGUAUCCUUACUAUGGCCUGGAGCACGACAACGCCAUUGAAGGACAGUCUGCUACAAUGAAACGUAGAGGCAAACGGGAGCUGGACAAGGAGGUUAUCGGGUCUAAGGUUUACCUGGAGAUCGAUAACCGAGAGUGUGCUGAGAGCUCCAUGGACUGUUUCUCCAGCACAGAGCUGGCUGCAUCUUUCAUAGCUGCAGAGUACCUGAAGUCUGCGCUGCCCUACCCUGUGGUCUCUGUCGACAGUGACCAUAUGGACCCCCAGAAGCCCCCCUUCAUGCUGUACCUGGCUGUGGGAGCAGCUGUCAUCAUCCUGCUCAUCCUGGUGCUGGGUGUGCUGGCCGCCAAGAGGAAACGCAAACACGGCAUCCUCUGGCUCCCCGAUGGCUUCCUGGCCAAGAAAGACGACAAGAGGAGAGAGCCCCUGGGCCAGGACGACUUCGGCAUGAAGAACUUCAAGACCCAGGAUGGAGGGAUGAUGGACGGAGGCCAGAGAUGGAUGGAAGAGGAGGCUCCGCCCAAGAAACCAAGGACUGAGGACAAGCCCCUGCUGCCACUGGGUGUGGAUGGAGGAGUGGACCGACGGGAGUGGACUUUACAACACCACAAGGCUGCUGACAUCUCUCUCACUCCACCACAGGCUGAUCUGGAAGCAGACUGCCUUGAUGUCAAUGUCAAAGGACCAGAUGGCUUUACCCCCCUGAUGCUGGCUUCUCUACGAAACGGAGGGGCGUCUGAUUGCGGCCUGCAGGCAGAGGAGGAAGAGGAGAGUGGGGGAGAUGAGCCGGGACCCAACGUCAUCUCAGACCUCAUCACCCAGGGUGCAACACUCAUAGCCCAGACAGAUCGCACCGGUGAGACGGCACUCCACCUGGCUGCUCGCUACGCCCGGGCCGAUGCUGCCAAAAGGCUGCUGGAUGCUGGGGCAGAUGCCAAUGCUCACGACAACAUGGGUCGCACACCUCUCCACGCUGCUGUGGCAGCCGAUGCCCAGGGAGUGUUCCAGAUCCUGAUCCGUAACCGGGCCACCGAGUUGGAUGCCAGGAUGAACGAUGGCACCACACCUCUGAUCCUGGCUGCCAGGCUGGCUGUGGAGGGCAUGGUGGAGGAACUGGUCCACUGCCACGCGGACAUCAAUGCUGUCGACAACCACGGUAAGUCUGCCCUGCACUGGGCAGCUGCUGUGAACAAUGUGGAGGCCACCCUAGUGCUGCUGAAGAAUGGAGCCAACAGAGACAUGCAGGACAACAAGGAGGAGACCCCAUUGUUCCUGGCAGCCAGAGAGGGUAGUUUUGAGGCGGCCCAGGUUCUGCUGGACCACUACUCUAAUAGGGACAUCACAGACCACCUGGACCGGCUGCCCCGCGACACCGCACAGGAGCGCAUGCACCAUGACAUCGUACGUCUGCUUGACCAGUACAACCUGGUCCACAGCCCUCACAAUGGCCCCAACCACAUGGGCGGGGGACACUCUUCCUUGGUCUGUGGCGGCAAUGGCGCUGGCUACAUGGGCAUGCGCCCCGGACCCCAGGGCAAGAAGAGCAGGCGCGGUGGGGCAAAGGUUGGAGGGGUGGGUGGGGCUACAGCAAAAGAGCUGAAAGACAUGAAGGCCAAGCGGAGAAAGAAGCCAACGGGAGGAGAAGGGCCUGCAGUGGGAGGAGCCAGUGGCAACGGCACUAAAGCUGCAGGAGGGCUGUCGGAGAGCUCAGUCACCAUGUCCCCUGUCGACUCCCUGGAGUCUCCACACUCAUACAUAGGAGAUGCUGCCGGGGCCUCCAAAACGACCAACUCUCCUCUCCUGGGCAGCCCCUCCUCCAGGCCCCUGCUGCCCCCAGUCAGCCACAUGCUGAGCCAGCAGCAGAGCUGGGUGGGCCUGAAGCAUGGCUACGGUGGCCACAUGUUCAACCUCCUCCCCCAGCAGAUGGGCAGUGGCCACCCUAGCAUGUCCCAGCACCACGGCCAAGGCCUGCUCACCCCUAUGAAUGUCACCAUGAGCCGUGAGCAGCUGCCUCCCAUUGUUACCUUCCAAAUGAUGGCGCCGGGGGGCGGGCAGGCCCUGCUGAAGCAGCCCCAGCCUGGGCAGGUGCAGUCCCAGGGCCAAAACCAGGGCCAGCCCCAGGGCCAGCCCCAAUCUCAGCAGGGCCCUACUCACCUGCACUGCACCCAGGGCAUGUUGUACCAGAUGCCCAACAUGAGCCUCCAGCACAGCCUGUCUCACAGCCUCCCUCACCCUCACUCCCAUGGCCUGGCCCACGGCCACGGCAUGGUGCAGGAUGGCCAGUCACGCCAACAGCUCCCUCCCUAUCAGGCUAUGCAGAGCCCCGUGGAUAAGUACCCAACCCCUCCUUCUCAGCACAGCUACGCUACGGCUGGCUCGGAGAGCACCACCCCAGGGUAUCCGGCUCACCCGCCCAGUGAGCACCCUUACCUCACCCCCUCCCCUGAGUCCCCUGACCCCUGGUCCUCCUCCUCCCCCCACUCCAACUCAGACUGGUCUGACGUCACCACCAGCCCCACCCCCCUGGGGAACCCCCAUGCACUGCCGCCUCCCCGCCACACACAUAUUCCAGAGCAGCCGCAGUCCCAGCAGACACAACAGAACCCCCAGCAGCAUCAGCAUGGCAACAUGCAGGUGUUUGUAUAAAUGAGGACUCUCUUAAAGCGCCCAACUCUUAAAAAUGUUGUUGAUCUUUGUAGUUAAACUACAACACUUAAACUCUUAUCCGUCACUUCUUUCAUAAUUUGUUUUUGUCUUAUCGUCUCUCUGGUUACAGUAAUCACUUUUACACUUCAUUGUUACAUGCUUUUCUUCCAUUUUGCACUUAAAGAUAGAGUGUAUAGUCUGGUUUAAGCAUUGCUAACUAAAACCAAAAACUGUUUGAGUACCUUGGACAGUUUGAAAUUGACUGAUCAUCAGAAAUCAAAUAAGGAACCAGAGCCAAACAGUUAUCAUGUCAUGUAAGGAAAAUGGACUGUUCAAGAAGGCACCCAGACAGAAUCGACAUUGGAUAUUCUUCAUUUGGCUUAAUCGGCUUCUUUUUGUCAUCCCUUUUGGGCCGUUUCUUUUGGCAGAGCCUUAUUUUUGACAUUUUUGAAGGACAUAUUUGCUCAUUUAAUAUUUUAUCGUUUUCAUUCACUUUGUUUUAUGUAGACCUGCCAAUGACAUACUAAUGUUUCUUUGAAAAUGAACUCUACUUUGAUAUGAUGGGUCCGUUCACUUAUGUUAAGUUGUGUUCUUUAAGUAAAAACGUAGGAUUUGUAUUCUGGAAUGUUUCUUAGUAGGAUGUGGUGAGGCUAUUUUGAGGGGCUGUCGUCGUGUGGUUAGAAAGAUACACACAAGCUAAAAACAUAGAUACAUCUCUUCAAUGUUUGGUUCUAAGCUAAACUGUGGUGUAAAUAGUUGUCAUAUAAGUCACUGUAUUCUUUUUCAUUCUUGCUUCUGUUACAGUGUAGCCUCUGUACUCUCCCACACCCUGGGAGGGAUGUUAGUAAGUUGUGGCUGUGAUGUUUCUGUGUCAGGAGAAUCUGUGUUACUGAAGAGUUUAACAUUUAUGGUACGUUUAUGGAUACAAAAUAAUAUAUGGUGACUGAUGAAAUACCAGAUGAAAGAGAAAGGCAUAAUUGGAUGUUGCACUAUGUCUCUCUAUAGAUGGUCUUUCACCAUAGGGGUUUCACUAUAGUGUGUACAAUACGAUGAAUAUGCUUGACACCACCAAGCCAACCACCUUAGUAAGUCACCACUGUUAAAGAACAAGGUUUGACUAUGAUACCUGUUACUUUUAAAGCUGUUAUUACUAUUCUAUUUUACAUGAAUAUUGUUGUAUAUUAUCACUUCUCUCAACAGUUUGACUGGUUCUGAAGUUGUACUUUUUUUGUUUGAUAUGGCAGUUGCUUUUUUCCCCCAAAAUCAUUUAAUCACCUUUUUGCUUAAUUACAAUCAGUGUAUUGGUGCACCUUCUUUAAUUGUUUUGUGAUUCAUAAGCCAAGUCUGAAUAUGUUUAAGAUAUUUGUUUUGUAAUGAGUAUUUUUGUUUUCGUAAUGUUUCUCAUAUGAGCACAGCCUUAUGUGACCACUCUGUGACUACAGACAAUCAUUGAUUGUUUCUAUUUUGCACCGUUAAAUGGAACAUCAAUGUCUCCAAGACCAAAUUUACUUGUUAGCCAAAAACUCAUUGCAAUUCAUUGUAGAUCCACAACAUUGUUCACAGUUUAAAGUGUUGAUUGGAAAUGUUGCAUUUGGACGUAUUGUCUAAUCGAAGUAGAUUAUUGCCACAAUGUAUUCUAGAUUCAUGUAUUUUGACAGAGCAAGAUCCAAAUACACACACUCACACCUGACAAGGUGAUUUGCAGUCAAUCAUUAUAAGUCUGUUAUGAUAAGGUAUAUUGUUUUGUGAAAAGUGCCUCUAUGAGCAAACCACAAACCAAAGUCAUUUCCCGUUCCCCAUCUCUGGCACUUAAUAUCCUCCACUACAAAUGACUUCCAAUGUGCUAUCUCUGGGUCCAGGCCUUUUGGCUCAUUGGACCAUCAAUCCACGUGAUCAAAUCAGCAGAGCUCAUGGAGAAUGGUAUUUACACGUAAAUGCCUCAUUAUUCAAGGCUAUUUUUUACAUGCUGUAUAUAAACUAUUUUUGUAUGUUUAUUGUUCUUUAUUUUUCUGUUAACCAUAUACAUGUUAUAUGAAUGAAGUAGUUUCCCCUCAUGUUUGUAUAAUGUAGAAGGUACCUGUUUAUAAAGAACAAAACCUAUCUAAUUGAAAUAAACCAAACAAAUGAUCAAGUGCAUAUUAUAUACAUAAAUAAAGUCCGACUUUUCAGAUCCA